Durusdinium trenchii is the source of this 1118-nucleotide messenger RNA. The record is from the annotation of a GenBank genome assembly. Lineage: Eukaryota; Dinophyceae; Suessiales; Symbiodiniaceae.
CUUGUUUUUUGCUUAACGUCGAAGAAGAGAAGGAUGUAGUCGACACCAAUGCAAUGGCCGAUGAGUUUUUGGCCGCUUCGUCGAAAGGUGUACAGAGGAAGAACGAGGCCGUGCACACCGUCAAAGCUUCCCUGGGUCAUGACGCAUAUCACGCUUUGUGUCGACUGCGAAGGGAGGACCAGGCCGAGGGGGGAGAUCAUCGAGAAGGCAUUGAUCCUGUUGGACACGUACUCGGUGGUGUCCCGAGCCUUGGGCCAGAACACCUUGGUCAAGGCGGUGAAUGUGGUGCAACAAAUGCGCAAUGCCGGCUACAGUGACGAGUGGGCCACGACGCUGUGCAGGGCUCUCUUUCGACAGAAAGACAAAGACCUUCGCAAGGCCUUCCGCCUCUUCGACCAGAACCGAAAUGGAUGGAUUGAAUCCUCCGAGCUGCGGGAGGCGCUUCCCUUGAUGGGUGAGGAGGUGCCCGACGCGCGCAUCGAAGAACUCUUUGCGAUCGUAGACCAGGACAAGACGGGGCUGAUAGACUUCGAGGAGUUUUGCUUCUUAGUCAAGGGCCUGAACAAGGAGGAAGGUGAGGAAGCAGAUGCCUUCGCUGCAUUUCGCACAUCCGCUGAAGAUACCCUGGGAGCUGUUGGUGGAGCAGUUGGAUCUGUGGCAUCUGGAACGGGUGCGGCGCUCUCUGCGGUGUCCACGGCCUGGUCGGCCAAUUUGCCCGGCCUCAGCCCUUUCGAACUGCGCAAAGCGGGCGUCGUCCUCAAGAAGAUGACCGCAGCAGGAUACAGCGAAGCCAUGGCCCUGGCCAUUUGCAGAGCCUUGUUUUGUGGUCAGACUGAAAAGCAAAUGCAAAAAGCCUACAAAUUCUUUGAUUCCGACGAGAAUGGACGGAUUGAUGUGACGGAGCUUAAAGAGGCCAUGAAGCUCAUGGGGGAGGAUAUCAAGGACGAGCAAAUCGCUGCGCUCUUCAGUGCAGUGGAUCACGAUGGCAAUGAUGCCAUAAGCUUCGAGGAAUUCUGUGUGUUGGUGCAAGAACUCAGCCUUCCUUUAGUGUCAUGGAAAACGCGUGGCGCCAAAAUAUAAUGACAUUGCAUGAUUGCAUGACAGAGGUGAUAGAUACC